Acomys russatus (golden spiny mouse) is the source of this 1904-nucleotide messenger RNA. It is a transcript of the gene Fbxw9, whose product is annotated as F-box and WD repeat domain containing 9. NCBI's taxonomy places the organism in Eukaryota, Metazoa, Chordata, Mammalia, Rodentia, Muridae. Gene Ontology annotation, molecular function: protein binding. The record is from RefSeq and is a predicted model, not a curated record. The coding region runs from base 91 to 1467 and encodes 458 amino acids. The transcript has 10 exons. Gene Ontology annotation, cellular component: preribosome, large subunit precursor.
AAGCGCCGGAAGUGAUUUCGCGCUGCCUAGGAAACAGGACGCGUGCCCAGUAGUAGCCAAACCUGGGACAGCCGCGCCCACUCUGGCGCCAUGGAGCUUCCCUCUGGGCGGUGUGGGGAUCCUCGUUCUUGUGACGACGAGUCGGACCCAGAACCAGAUCCCGACCCUGACGCUCAGGCAGAGGCCUACGUAGCCCGUGUGCUCACCCCGCCCAAACCUGGCCUGACCCCGCGGCGCUCGUCGCUGCAGUCCACGCUCCCCUCGUCCCUGGGGGCGCCGGAGCGAAAGGCUACCUCUAAAGUCCCGGCCGUGCGCCUGCCGGGCCUCCUGAGCCUUCCCCCGGAGCUGCUGCUGGAGAUUUGCGCUUACCUGGAUGCGCGGGUCGUGCUCCAUGUCCUGCCGUGCGUGUGCCAAGCGCUGCACGACCUUGUGCGUGAUCAUGUCACCUGGAGGCUACGCGCUCAGCGCCGCGUACGCGCACCCUACCCAGUGGUGGAAGAGGAGGACUUUGACUGGCCAGCCGCCUGCAUUGAGCUGGAGCAGCACCUGGCCCGCUGGGCAGAGGAUGGACAGCGAGCUGAGUACUUCUGCCUGGCUGAUGGUCACUUUGCCUCCAUUGAUGCAGUGUUGCUGCUCGAGGGUGGGGCACUGUGUCUCUCAGGCUCCCGAGAUCGGAAUGUCAACCUGUGGGACCUGCGACAUCUAGGGAAGGAGCCUAGCCGAGUUCUGGUGAAGGCCUUGGGCACCCAGGGCAACAGCACACACAAGGGCUGGGUCUGGUCGCUAGCAGCACAGGACCACCGUGUGUGCUCCGGCUCUUGGGACAGCACUGUGAAGCUGUGGGACAUGGCGGCUGAUGGGCAGCAGUUCGGUGAAAUCAAGGGCAAGGCGGCAGUGCUGUGCCUUUCCUACCAACCUGACAUCCUGGUGACUGGUACCUAUGACAAGAAGGUGACCAUCUAUGACCCCAGAGCUGGCUUGGCCCUGGUGAAGAGCCGGAGGCUGCACUCAAGCGCUGUGCUCGCGGUGCUGGCAGAUGACAGGCAUAUCAUCUCAGGCAGCGAGGACCACAGUCUUGUGGUAUUUGAUCGCCGAGCCAACAGCGUCCUGCAGCGGCUGCAGUUGGACUCCUAUCUGCUCUGCAUGUCCUACCAGGAGCCCCAGCUCUGGGCGGGUGACAACCAGGGCCUGCUGCACGUCUUCGCCAACCAAGAUGGUUGCUUCCAGCUUGUCCGGUCCUUUGAUGUCGGUCACCAGUCUCAGAUCACAGGGAUCAAACACUCACUGGGGACUUUGUACACAACAUCUACUGACAAGACCAUUCGGGUUCAGGUGCCCACAGACCCACCUAGGACCAUCUGUACCCGAAGCCACCACAAUGUGUUGAAUGGGAUCUGUGCUGAGGGCAAUGUGGUGGUGGCUGCCUCUGGUGGCCUGUCCCUGGAGGUCUGGAGGCUGCUGGCCUGAACAGCCAGCUGGACAUGGCUAUGGAUGGACGCUGGGAUAUAAUAUAUGGCCUGUUGAGGCUGCACCUAGGCCUCUGCUCUGGAGGACUUUCCUGCUAUUGGUGCUGCUGCCCUGCUCCCCAGGCCUGGGACACAGGAACCCCUGUGGGCUGGGCCCACACCUGUGCCUGUGGAGGUGACAUUCUGGUUUUAGCUACUCAGGGGCCUGUUUCCUACCUUCCACCCCUGGGUUUUGUUUUGUUUUGUUUUGUUGAGACAGGGUCUCAUGUAACCCAGGCUGGCCUCAUACUCACUGUGUGUUUGAGGCAGGCCUUGAAUACCUGAUCUUCCCAAGAGCUGGGAUUACAGGUGUGCCACCACAUCUGAAGGAUCCUGUUUUGUUAGGAUUUGGGUCCCUCUCCCACAGGAGAGUGAAGGAGAAAUAAAUGACCUCCUGUG